AGCUCUGUCGAGCUUGGCGAUUUCUCCUCUUUCAAAUUUGAGUUUCGGAACUUGUUUCGCCCGAGAAUCCCGGGGUUUUCAGUCGAGUUAGGUUAUUGACAUAGAUGAAAGAUUCUCGAGGUUCCGAUUGCCCGUUGCUUACCGGGAAGGAACGCUCGCAGCGCCACCGUCUCGGAACGGGAGCAAAGUCGAUUCUAGCGUGCGAAUCGCCGGUCACCCGAAACAAUACGACGAGUGCUCGAGAAACUGCAGAGUAAAUUCCUCUGAAUUUUCUACUCGUUUCAACAUCUGAACCAACAAGCGAGCUUGUCUCAUCACCAUCCAGAGCGAAAUGGCCGCAAGUCAAUUAUUCAACAUGCUCGGAAAGCUCGGCCUGGGCGUUGCCGUCGCGGGAGGAGUUGUCAACAGCGCCUUGUACAACGUUGAUGGCGGUCACCGGGCGGUCAUCUUCGACAGGUUCGCCGGAGUCAAAAGCACCGUCGUGGGGGAAGGAACGCACUUCCUCAUUCCUUGGGUCCAGAAGCCAAUCAUCUACGACGUACGCAGUCAGCCCAGGAACGUGCCCGUCAUCACUGGUUCCAAGGAUCUUCAAAAUGUGAACAUCACGUUACGUAUCCUGUUCAGGCCUUCCGCGGAGUCGCUGCCGAAGAUUUUCUCCACUCUGGGCGUCGACUACGAUGAGAGAGUUUUGCCAUCGAUCACAACUGAGGUCCUGAAGGCGGUCGUUGCGCAGUUCGACGCAUCUGAGAUGAUCACUCAGCGAGAGUUGGUCAGUCAGAGGGUCUCUGAGGAGCUAGUCGAGCGUGCCACGCAAUUCGGAUUGAUCCUCGAUGAUAUCUCUAUCACUCAUCUGACCUUCGGUCGAGAAUUCACCCAGGCCGUAGAGCUCAAACAAGUUGCGCAACAAGAAGCCGAAAGGGCGCGAUUCUUGGUCGAGAAAGCUGAGCAGCAGAAGAAGGCCGCCAUUAUCUCGGCCGAGGGAGAUUCCCAAGCAGCCACGCUCUUGGCUAAAGCAUUCGCUGAGGCCGGAGAUGCCUUGGUGGAGCUCCGACGUCUCGAAGCCGCCGAAGAUAUCGCCGCACAGCUCAGUCGGUCGCGCAACGUCGCCUAUCUGCCUCAUGGACAGAACACAUUGAUCAAUCUACCCGCAGCUUAGUCGUCCUCUGCAGUCACGGACGAAUCGGUGGGCGGAGACAACAUGAUUUUUCCUCGUGUGGUCCCCUCAUGAUAUUUUAGACGGAUAGAGAAAACUGCAUCAAACGAAACUAAUGUUCAUUAAAGUUGCAUUGUAUACUUAGAA
Molecule: messenger RNA, 1300 nt
Organism: Galendromus occidentalis (western predatory mite)
Lineage: Eukaryota; Metazoa; Arthropoda; Arachnida; Mesostigmata; Phytoseiidae
Gene: Phb1
Product: prohibitin 1
Exons: 3
Coding region: 332-1156 (274 amino acids)
Biological process (GO): mitochondrion organization
Cellular component (GO): mitochondrion; membrane
Source: RefSeq, a predicted model, not a curated record